Humulus lupulus (European hop) is the source of this 1503-nucleotide messenger RNA. Its product is annotated as short-chain dehydrogenase TIC 32 B, chloroplastic. Lineage: Eukaryota; Viridiplantae; Streptophyta; Magnoliopsida; Rosales; Cannabaceae. The record is from RefSeq and is a predicted model, not a curated record. The coding region runs from base 296 to 1264 and encodes 322 amino acids. The transcript is spliced from 8 exons.
GAAAGAGUUAUGAUGUGGGAAUAAGACUCAUGAAAUAGUGAAAGGUAGUGGUUGAGAGGUCGUUGAGGCUAUUUAACAUCUCAUAAGCACAGCUAGGUUGAGUCAUCACCGACGAGCAUUAACUUGUUCUUGAGAAUGGUUUGGUUAUAUAUAAGUGUGACUAUUGAGAUUGAUCAAAUGAAACAAAAACUGCAUUUAUAACCUAAGUACCACCCUCUCUUCUUCUUCCUAUAAAUAUACAUAUAUAUAUUUAAUCAAGUCAUUCUGAAGUAUAGAAUAAGAAGGUAUUAAAAAAAUGAGCAUAUUUUCUUUGGUGACUGGGAGACCAGGCCCGAGUGGCUAUGGAUCAGCCUCCACGGCCGAGCAAGUCACUCAAGGGAUUGAUGCAUCUAAGCUCACUGUUAUUGUCACUGGAGGUGGAAGUGGGAUUGGGUUGGAGACCUCAAGAGUUUUGGCUCUUAGGGGUGCCCAUGUGAUCAUUGCAGCAAGGAACACUGAGGCUGCAAAUAAAGCAAAACAAGUGAUUGUGAAAGACAUAGAAAAUGCAAGAGUGGAUGUUCUAAAACUCGAUCUCAGCUCCAUCAAAUCUGUUAGAUCAUUUGUUGAUAACUUCCAUGCUCUUCAUCUUCCUCUUAACAUACUAAUAAACAAUGCUGGUGUGAUGUUUUGCCCAUUCCAGCUUUCAGAAGAUGGGAUAGAGAUGCAGUUUGCAACCAAUCAUCUUGGUCAUUUCCUCUUAACAAACCUCCUCCUUGAUAAAAUGAAAGACACAGCCAGAACCACUGGUAUUGAAGGCAGGAUUGUGAAUCUGUCUUCCAUAGCUCAUCUCCACACUUAUGAAGGAGGAAUUUGCUUCGAAAAGAUCAAUGAUAAGAGUAGUUAUUCUGACAAAAGAGCAUAUGGCCAAUCCAAACUGGCCAACUUAUUACAUGCCAGAGAACUAUCUCGUCGGUUACAGGAAGAAGGAGCAAACAUCACAGUGAAUUCAGUCCACCCAGGAUUGAUAAUGACACCUCUUAUGAGGCAUUCUGCUCUUCUGAUGAGAAUUUUGAAGGUUUUUACAUGUCUCCUAUGGAAGAAUGUACCUCAGGGGGCAGCCACAACAUGCUACGUGGCAUUGGAUCCAAGGCUGAAAGGUGUAACUGGGAAAUACUACCUGGAUUGUAAUGAGAUGGUGCCUGGUGCUUAUGCCAGGGACCAAAAACUGGCCAGGGAGCUCUGGGACUACAGCAACAAGUGGAUUAAUUCUACUUCAAUGUCUUGAUCAGAAAAACUACUUAUCUUUAUUUCAUCAUUAAUCUUAAUGCUGUGUUCAUAAUUAGAAAAAUUCAUCAUAAUAAGUGUGUGAGAGAGAGAUUCUUAGUGAAUUCAGUCACUAUUCAUCAUUAUGCCUUGGCUUUAUAUUUUAGGCCAGGCCACCUCUAGUUAUUUAUUGAAAUAGUUGGAUUCUGUUUGUAAUUUCAAUCAGUAUUGAUAUAGUACAAUCUCUUUCUUUAUUUACAA